This is a messenger RNA of Mycena citricolor, 1990 nucleotides long. The record is from the annotation of a GenBank genome assembly. NCBI's taxonomy places the organism in Eukaryota, Fungi, Basidiomycota, Agaricomycetes, Agaricales, Mycenaceae.
AUCCACUCCACCCGCACGAUGCGAUGUGAUGCAACUUUGUUGUUGGUCCUUACUCUCUCUUUCUCGUUGCGGGUGACAGUCGUGCUUGGGCACGACGGGGCUUCCAUUCUUCCACUCAACGGGUCUGGCUGGCACUGUGACGCUCCGAUACGCUUCUUCUAUUUGGGACUCUGCGAGCCCCCACGUCUUGUUUCCCGGUUUUCUCCCUUGCUUUUCUUUCUACGCCCCUCCCAUUCUUUUAUGAACACGCCUGCAUCUUGAACUCACGCGACGGUUAUUCACUCCCCCCGUCCAUUCCUCGCCACCCAGUCUUCUUGCUCGUCCCCGGUCGGAUCGAAUGGAGACUUAUAGGAGCCGCGGUGAGAAGGCUAUGAACCCCACUCUCAUACGACAGCGCCGCGCCGGCUCGGACUCGCCUCCCUAUCUGGACAUAAACUCCAACCCAAAUUCACCCCAGAAGCGGCGCACCCCACCGCGCCGACGAACCCCGAGUGCCACUGCUUAUCGUCGUCCCACACGCUACGAGCCAGGGAACGAUGUUAUUAACACGCGUGCCACGUCGAAGAUGAUGCUUAAAAAGCAGAAUCGCACAUCGAUGGCACGAACGAGGGAUUACGGGAUGGAGGAAUCCAGAGCCUACGUGCUCGUCGUCGUCAGGCUCGUCAUCGCCAGUAUCGUCGUCGUCAGCAUCUUCCGCGGCACUGUCUUCCUCAAGCGCGUCCUCCAUCCCCAGUGCGUCUGCGUCUACGUCUGCACCGGCGUCUGCAUCGGCGUCUGCUUCCGCUUCGGCCUCGACAUCCUCAUCCUCGGUCUUGUCCUCGGCCGUUUCGUCGUCAAGCCCAAGUGGAGCUUCAUCUUCGGCUGCUGCUUCGAGCUUGGUUCUGCCUUCAAGCUCCUUCUCAGCUCCAACUUCUACAUCCACUUUCUCGUCUUCGAAGCGCCUUACUUCGAGCAACACUUCAUCUUCAUUUCCCUUCUCCUCUUCACGACCGGUUCGGUCUCCAGCACGCACCCUUCCAAGCACCACCACGUCUGCGUCGUCAAGCGCGGUGACUCAUCCUCCGAGCUCGUCGGUGAUACCUCCAGGUCAAUUACCUUGACGGGGACAAAGACAUAUGAUGGUCAUCAUCUGGUGACUUCUGCCACCGAGACAAGCACGAGCUCUGCGUCUCCAUCUGGUGUGCUAGGCACCAGCGUUGGGACCGGUUCGGCCUUUGCACACAAUGUCUCAGGCAUCGUUGGCGUCUCGGUCGGGGGAUUCCUGGCCUUGGUAUUACUUGUCGUCCUGAUGUUCUUCGGCUGCCGGCGGUACCGCAAUCGACAUCCGUACGAUCCAUUCGGUGCCAAGCCGAUCCAGAGGUGGCGCUCCCCGCUCGGCGACGAGGAAGACGAUAUUAUGGUCGAGAGAGCACCCUCGACUUUGGGCUACGGUUCGACGUCCGCCGACCACGGGGCCGGCGUGCAAACAUCCCACUCCUCUCACGCCACGCCCAGCCACUCGUACCAUUCCGGCUCUAUGCUGAUAUCGCCGCCGUCGCAGUUGAUGCCGACGCCGCCAGCAGCGGAGUACCCGCACCCGCCCGUUCCGCCAUCGAGCUAUCGGACCCGCAAAGACAGCCUGCGCGAUUUGUUCGGGUUCGGACGCCUGGGCCGGAUUAAACCACCUGCUCCCGCGUACAUAACCCCGGGAUACGGAUUGGCAGGGCCGAGCUCUUUGCUAAAUCCGCCAAUUCUGCCGAUAAUGCAGCCGCCAGUCUGGCCCCAUCCGUCACCUGCGUUAACGGACGACUCGUCGAUCCAUGCGGACGGACUUCUCCGGCCCGGGCUGGCGGUGUUACUUGGACCUGCGACACACUCGACGAGGUCUCUGCGCGACCAUGUUGAUUAUUCCAGGCCGAUCGUGGCGGGCGUGCAGCGGCUCUCUGUUGCAGACGACGCCUCUGUGUACAGCCAGAAGUCGCACGAGAGCGCCAGUGCGCGCGCGUUUUAG